AUGACGAGUCAGUACACCAGUCGAGAAAAGCCUAGCUAUUCUAGUAUGAAGGGAUUUAUGGCAAGUAGUAGAGAUGAAAACGAGGAUAGUGAUACAUCGCAAUUUUCUUCAAAUGAAUCUUCACCUCUCCCUACACCGGCUUCAAGACAUGGAGGUGGAAUAUCUCCCUUCAACCCGUCAUUAUAUUGGCAAAACAAAAGCAACAACAAAAUGGAGCCUAAUGAGCAAAUCAAACACCAACAACAUGAGGAGGCGCUACAAGCAGUCCGAAAGACCAUUGAAUCCAUUCAAGGGGAAUUGAGAACCAUUGCAUCAUCGGCUCUUGGAGAUCAUAUUGCCAAGGACCUCUCAUCAUUUCUCAAUAAUCAAAACAACAAUCAGACUGUAAUUUUGAAAUCAGAGAAAGUCAUCUAUUUGAAGAACAUUGAAAACCUUGUGCGGCAAAUUAAAGUCUUGGAUGAAACAAGGAAGGGAGAAAUCACCUCCUUGAAAUCCAUGUAUGAAGAAAAGCUGGCCGUUCUUGAAUCAGAACUGCAAAAGAAAGAAUCCUUAGUGGAAAUACUCACUCGAGUGAGUGAGGAAAAAGACCGAGUGAUUGACAACAUUCAUUUAGAGAAUGGAGCCAGAGUGACCACUCCAAAAGAGCUCAGAAACAUGAAGCAAGAAUUAAAUUGUUUGAAAAGGCAUCUUCCAGAAACGUCUGAAACUUUGUCUCAACUCAAGAAGGAUAGAAAGAAGUCACGAUCACCGGUUGAGACAGUGUACCCAAAGAAAGUCUCACUAUCGUCAUCUUCCCCUUCUAAAGAUCUGAAUGAUCUGAAAGAAUACUUUAACAAAAAUAGUAGUGUGCAUUCAUCCCCAACCUUGACCGAUAAGACAAGAUGGAUUCAAGACAGUAUUAAUAAUAAUAGAAGCUCCAUGAAUGAAAAGCUUCCAAGCCUCACCAAAAAAACGUCGUCAAAGUAG
Messenger RNA from Naegleria lovaniensis, 966 nucleotides. RefSeq lists its product as uncharacterized. The record is from RefSeq and is a predicted model, not a curated record. The transcript has a single exon. Lineage: Eukaryota; Heterolobosea; Eutetramitea; Acrasida; Naegleriidae. The coding region runs from base 1 to 966 and encodes 321 amino acids.